AUGUCCGAGCAAAGUCCUUUGCUCGCCAACGGCGACGAGCACUCGUACAGCGGCGCAAGUGCCAACGACGACCGGUUCUACAUGGGCGUGGACAAACGCUCGCUCCUGGACACGGGCGAAGCGGGACUGAGCACAGUCGAAGCUUCACGUCGCCUCAAGGUCUUUGGCCCCAACGAGCUCGAGAGCAAGGAAAAGAGCUGCUGGAUCCAACUGGCCGAGCAGUUCUGGGGGCCCAUGCAGAUCAUGAUCUGGCUCGCGAUCCUGGUCGAGGCCCUGACCAAUGACUGGCCUGACUUCUUCGUGCUCCUCUUCCUGCAAGUCCUCAAUGGAACCGUUGGCUGGUACGAGGAGCUCAAGGCCGGCAAUGCCGUCGCGGCCCUCAAGGCAAGUCUCAAGCCCGAGGCUCAAGUCAUUCGUGACGGCGUGCACCAGACCAUUAACGCGGCUCUGCUCGUACCGGGGGACCGCAUCACUCUUUCCGCGGGGGCGGCUGUCCCUGCUGACUGUGACUUGUGUGAGGGCAAACCCGUGCAGAUUGACCAAGCAGCUCUGACGGGAGAGUCGUUCCCAGUGACGAUGGCGGCUGGAGACAAUGCCAAGAUGGGCUCCACGGUUGUCCGUGGCGAGAUUGAAGCUGUGGUCUCCGCUACAGGAGGCCAGACGUUCUUUGGCAAGACGGCGAGCCUCAUUUCAAGUGUCGACGAAGUGAGUCACUUCCAGAAGAUCCUCGUGCGCAUUACCAUGUUCCUCAUGGCCAUUUCAUUUGUCCUUGUGGGCUUCUGUCUCGGCUACUUGCUUUACAACGGCGAGGACUUCCUUGAAGCCAUUGCCUUUUGUGUCGUGCUGCUCGUGGCUUCGAUUCCAAUUGCCAUGCAGGUUGUCUGCACGUCGACUAUGGCUCUUGGCUCACGCAAACUUGCUGAGGAGAAGGUGAUUGUGACGCAAUUGCAGUCCAUUGAGACGCUCUCGGGAAUGAACAUGCUGUGCUCGGACAAGACCGGGACGCUCACGCGUAACAAGAUGGAGCUCCAGGAUGACUUGCCGAUUUUCCACCCUACUGCGACCCGCGAGGAGGUGCUUGUUACGGCAGCACUUGCUGCUAAGUGGAAGGAGCCACCCAAAGAUGCCCUUGACACGCUUGUGCUGAACUCCAUUGAUCUGCGCCCGCUGGACCAGUAUACGAUGAUGGACCAUAUCCCGUUCGACCCAUCUGUGAAGCGCACGGAGUCCAAGGUCCGUGGACCUGAUGGCAAGAUCUUUAAGGUGACGAAGGGAGCACCGCAAAUCAUUCUUGCGCUUGCUCACAACGUGACGGAGAUUCAAGAGGACGUGGAGGCAAAGGUGCUGGAGCUAGCCAGGCGUGGAAUCCGCUCGCUUGCUGUUGGGCGUACUUCGGAAGAAGAAGCGAAUGGCGGUUGGGUCUUCCUCGGUAUCAUGACGUUCCUGGAUCCCCCGCGUCAUGACACCAAGCGCACGAUUGAGCAAGCUCACGAGAACGGCAUUGGCGUUAAGAUGAUCACUGGUGACCAAGCGGCUAUUGCCGUGGAGACGUGUCGUAUGCUUGGAAUGGGCACGACUAUCCUCGGCACGGACGUUCUUCCAACUGCUAAUGUGCAGGACGGUCUCUCGGCGACCCUUGGUGCCGACUACGGUGCUAUCGUUGAAAGCGCUGACGGCUUUGCGCAAGUGUUCCCGGAACACAAGUUCCUGAUUGUGGAGGUGCUGCGCCAGCGCGGCUGGGUGUGUGGUAUGACUGGUGACGGUGUGAACGAUGCCCCUGCCCUCAAGAAAGCCGAUGUCGGAAUCGCCGUUGAAGGCUCGACGGACGCGGCCCGCGCUGCUGCAGACAUUGUGCUCACACAACCUGGUCUGUCGGUCAUCAUUAACGCCAUCACUCUGUCUCGCAAGAUCUUCCAGCGCAUGCGCAACUACGUGACGUAUCGUAUUGCCUGCACGAUCCAGCUCCUGAUGUUUUUCUUCAUUUCCGUGCUGCUGUUCCACCCGGACAGCUGUCGCUUCCCGCACUUUAUCCCGCACGUUGGCGACUGCCCGUACAACGACAACCAGAGCUCCGAAGCCGUGGACCCGUACUUCAAACUGCCUGUCAUUGCACUAGUGCUGAUCACGAUCUUGAACGAUGGUACGAUCAUAUCGAUUGCGUAUGACAACGUGGUGCCAUCGAAGCGUCCUGAAGUCUGGAACUUGCCUCGCAUUUACUGGGUGGCGACGACGCUCGGCCUGAUUGCUGUAGCCAGCUCUCUCCUGCUGCUCUUCUGGGGCCUCGACUCGUGGAAUGAGAAUGGCGUUCUCGCCUACUUUGGCGUGGGUAACCUUCCGUAUGACCAAGUCAUGAUGAUGAUCUACCUCAAGAUCUCGCUGUCCGACUUCAUGACAGUAUUCACGGCUCGUACGGAAGGACUGUUCUUCACGCGUGCACCUGGCCGUCUUCUGGCGGUUGCUGCAGUCUUCGCCACUAUCGUUUCUACGCUUCUGGCUUUGUUCUGGCCAUUCACGGAGAUGAAAGCCAUCGAGGUGAGACUCGCUAUCUUUGUCUGGAUCUACUGCCUCGGCUGGUUCUUCGUGCAGGAUCUUGGCAAGGUGCUUGUGAUCUUCUUGCUGGAGCAUGCCGACCGCAUUAACGUGUACGAUCGCAAGGUGAGCAGUAAGAAGUACGUGAAGCAGGAAGCCCAGCGCCAGAACCGCAUCCGUAUGGGUUCGACUCUGCUGAACAACGACUCGUUCAUGCGUGGAUCGUUCGUCGUGGGCCGACCUGUCGGCGGCUCUUUCAUGGAGCGCAGCAUGACGUUGGAGCAGGCGAUGGACCGCCUGGUGCGCCUGGAGGCCGAAAUGAAGGUCAUCCGUGCCGUCAUCACUAACGCCUCGGGCACUGCCAAGGUGUAA
Messenger RNA from Peronospora matthiolae, 2901 nucleotides. The record is from the annotation of a GenBank genome assembly. NCBI's taxonomy places the organism in Eukaryota, Oomycota, Peronosporomycetes, Peronosporales, Peronosporaceae.